This is a messenger RNA of Funneliformis mosseae, 2604 nucleotides long. NCBI's taxonomy places the organism in Eukaryota, Fungi, Glomeromycota, Glomeromycetes, Glomerales, Glomeraceae. The record is from the annotation of a GenBank genome assembly.
AUGAAGAACCUGAAGGCUUCGAUAGUAAUUCGUAUAGCUCGUGUAAAUGAAUCAGUUCUUCCUGAAAACAAUAAAAUUUGCUUGGAACAAUACUUAUCACUUCGUACGAUUUAUCCUGAUGGGAAUGUUGUGUCAGUUGAUAAUCCAUUGGAAAUACCGGAUUUUAACUUUUGCAUUUUGCAAAUGAACGGAAUGAAGAGUACGAUUGAAAUUUAUCCUAUAAGAAACAAUUUUUUACUAGUAACCUACACCACGAAUACGAAUGUUCCUCCAGAUCCUUUUUCUUAUUAUGAAUGGGGAAUGAUUGUUGAUUUAAAUGGAAAUUCUUACGGUAAAAUUUUAUUUGGACCUGCCGUUGUCGAUCAUGUUACUAAUGAAUGGUCACCUGAAGAAGCUGCGAUUGAAGUAAAUUUUAAUCCUGACAGGGGAUUUAUCCGUUUGUCACCUAUCACAAAUACUUCUGAUUUCAUUUGGCAGCAAUACUCAGUUGAUAAAUAUGGAGAAAUUCAAUUACUUGCAGAAGAUAUCGUACAAUUUCCAAGGUUUCUUAGCACAGUAACUAUUGCGAUUCCAAUGGUGGACGAGAGAUACGCGAUUGUUUAUGCUAAUUCUACGGAUUCUGGAGCCACACUUGAGAAUCCUUUUAAAACGCAAGGAGGAAUCUAUGCCAUAAUCUUAGAAUAUGGCAAAGUCACUGAACGAGAACCAGUUGUUCUUUAUCAAACUCAAAUUCAAGGAAUAAAUUUUAAUAAAAUUGAUUGCGAUAUUAAUUACGUAGGAUAUGGGCAAACUUGUAUAGUGACAGGAAUUUUUACAGGUCGAGCAAUUAAAGACAGAUUUUAUCUUAAGAUUGAUUUUCUUUCCUCAGGAACUGUAUAUAGUGUAACACCAUUAAGGGAAGAGAAUAGCACUAUUACUCAAUAUAGUGUUCAAGCACUACCAUAUGGAGGUUAUUUAUUAAAGGGAUUUGAAAAAGUUAAUAAACAAAUUCAAAUUACUGGUUAUAUAUUUAAUGACAAUGUUGAACUUUUUAAUUGGAGCCUUCCAAACCCUACUGCAUCAUAUCUUCGAGCUCCUUCAGAAAUUUUGAGAAAUAAUACCUUUGUACUUGCUCAAUCCGUUCAAGUCGAAGAUAAACGAAGUUGGGCUUUGAUCACCACUGAUUUACAUAAAUUUGAGGAAGAAAAAGAUCAUGGAUAUAAUAACUUCCAUAUCGACAGCACAUUUCCAGAAAACAAUGUUAUGAUCAAAAUCGGCGAACUAAACAAUCUUACAAUAACAUAUUAUAAAGGAGUUGAUUUAUCGGGAGGUCAUAUUUUAAUUUUUCAAGAUGAUGGCAGUAUACGUCAAAAUACUUCUGGAAUCGACAACCGUUACGUAUCUUUAAGUGAAGAUGGAACUACUGUUUUUGUUAAAAUAAUUAAUUGCAUAUUCAGUCAACCUGGUAAAAAUUACUAUGUUUCAAUUGGUAAUAAUUUUGUUAAAAGCAGAAUUUAUCAAGAACCUCUCUAUGGUAUAAAAGAACGUGUUUGGUCCUUUAAACCAUAUGUUGCAAAGGAAGAAAAAAUUUCAGAUACCGUUAAGGGGCAAGUUCGAUUGACUGCAAACGGGACCGUCUAUUUUAAUAGUCUUAACGAGAGCGAACAAAAAAAUUUCUUUACAAAAUUAAGACAAGAAUUGGCCGAUGCAAUUCCCGUCAGUCAUGAACGUGUAACUACCAAUGAAAAGACUCAAAUCGACUCUUCUACUUCCCCAAAACAAAUUUUUUUGUCUAUUGAUAUUAAUAAAGAUAAAACUAAACAAGAAAGAACUGUUAGUUAUGCAAUUAAAGCUUUAGAUAAUUUGAUUAGGAAUAAAACUAUCACUGUUAUUGAAUACGGUGAAUAUUCAAGAUAUUUAGAUGAAAAUUACGGAUACCAAACACCAUGUAUAAUCCUACCCCUACUGGUUUUAUUAUACAUUUUCGCCAGAUGUAAAAAUCCUGAAGCAAAAAAUAUGGGAAUAUUUAAAGUUGCUAUUUUUAUUUUCGAUAUUGUCAUGGGUAUUUUUUUUAUUACUACAAAAGCAAAAGACGUUGAUAAAUUAUAUAUUCCAAGUCUUGUAUUUUUUAUAGGUCCAUUUAUCAUAAGCGUAAUAAUUGCAUUCAUUAUUAUUAAAAAAGAAGAGGAGAAUAAAAAAUUUUUGGAAUGGUCAAAAGAUAAUAAUAAAGUUGUAGAAAUCUUCACAAUUUUAGCAGGAACUGAUGUUGAAGCGUUAACUGAACUCGAAUCAAAAAUUUGGAAUUUUGAUUUUUUUAAAGCAGAAUUUUCUAAAAUAGCAUUGCGUAGAAUGUUUUGGGGAUCUUGCUUUAACAUUUUUUUUGAAGAUAUUCCGCAAUUAGUUAUUCAGAUUAUAUAUUUUAGAAGUGUGGUAAAUUACGAUGCUAUACCUUUAUUAACACUUUUAUCGUCUUGUCUAUGUUUGCUUAGUAAUAUUAUUGGAAGAUUAUACAGAUUUAAAGAUCAUGGUAGAAUAACUUAUGGAGGCUCAGAUAAUUUUAUGGAUGAAAAGUCAAAUGAGAAAACUAAUGAUAUUGAUAUGUUAUUCGAGGAUAAAGAAAAAUAA